AGGUCUACACCUGUUGUAUUCGGCGCACGUGACAAACUUUGAUUUGAUUUGACUACAAGUGUGCCAGGACUUCCUGGAAAGUUUGGAACACAAUGAGAGACAUUGCCUUGUAAACACAGCCAUCCCCUAACAGAACAAGAGUGGCUGGAGUUCAUCCACAAUUACUACCUGGUUGUCCAUGAUGGUGUAGAGAUAGAGGACCGUGUUCACUAUGUGGACAGCUGUCAGGCCAUGUUGCGGAGGCUUUGUGAGGUCAGUCCAUAGUUCGACACAGACAGAAUCCACAACAUAUAGAUCGUCAAACAUGGGGCCAAGUCCUGACGCAGAGGUGUGUGUGUUCCAAGAGGAGAAGAGACGUGACUUUAUUUAAGUGUGUUUAUUUGAUGAUACUUACAGUGUAAGCCUACGGUUACCUUGUUUGUGGGACUCUUCCAUGUCCCUCAUGUGUGCCAAAAGGCUGGAUGACAUCCUGAAGCUGGUGGACAGUAAGUGGGUGGUGCAGAAGUACCUGGAACACCCGCUGCUGGUUCACUGCACCAAGUUCGACCUGCGCCAGUUGUUUCCUGUGACUGACUGGAACCCUCUUACUGUCUGGUUCUAUAAGACGUGCUACCUAAGCUUCUCCUCCCUGCCCUACUCAGUGGAGACACUAGACACCUCUCCCUCCAGUUCUCAGCAUCACUCAGAGGUUCCUGAGGACAACAUGUGGACGUGUGACCAGUUCCGGGCCUUCCUAUCUGGGCAGGGCCAAGCAGCACAGUGGGGGGUCUCUGGUGGUCCCGGGGAUGAAGAAGGCUGUGGUCUGCAGACUGCUCAAGACCUGGUGGAGUCAAGCAGAGGCAGCUUCGAACUCUACGGAGCCAACUUCAUGCUAGGUGUGAAUUAUGUCACCAUAGAAUUAAGAGUUAGAAUAGUAGAGUCGAUGCCCUGGCUGAUAGAGAUCAACGCCAGCCCCACCAUGGGCACCUCUACAGCAGUGACAACACCCCUGUGUGCUGCUGUGCAGGGGGACACUCCCUGGGUGGUCCUGGACCUCCGGCUGGACCGAGGGGUACACACUGGGGGCUUUCAGCUGAUAUACAAACAGGUGAGAUGUGUGCCUUUUAUUGAGGAAAGGGUAGUUUUAAUGCAUUUAUUAAUGUCAUUUUGUUUUUGCAAUGUUUAUUCUAUUACGGACACCUUAACACAUACUUUUAACUUAUAUUAUGCAAGUUAGAACUUGACAUUUUAUGUUAUGUUACUGUCCCCAUUACAACAACAAAAAUACUUAAAUGCAUGUAAUUUUGUCUUUAAAACGUUUAAUUGAAAUACUGUAGAAUUCCAUUAAUUCCUAUGGAGGACUGUUUCUCUGGGGAGUGCCAAUAUGGCCGACCAUUGACCAAUACAUAGCAUCAGCAAUCCAGGGUUUAUUGGUGCUUUAAAGAUUGGGAACUAGGGGAAAAAACUAACAAAAAAAACAGGUCAUGACGUCAGCGAUCUUCAGGUCAGAAAGUCGGAGUUCUAGAAA
This is a messenger RNA of Salmo salar (Atlantic salmon), 1507 nucleotides long. NCBI's taxonomy places the organism in Eukaryota, Metazoa, Chordata, Actinopteri, Salmoniformes, Salmonidae. The record is from RefSeq and is a predicted model, not a curated record.